Molecule: messenger RNA, 156 nt
Organism: Gaeumannomyces tritici R3-111a-1
Lineage: Eukaryota; Fungi; Ascomycota; Sordariomycetes; Magnaporthales; Magnaporthaceae
Exons: 3
Coding region: 1-156 (51 amino acids)
Source: RefSeq, a predicted model, not a curated record
AUGCCUUGUUACACGUUGCAACCCCGACAAAGGGCUUUCUAUCUGAGGCGGGUUUACCUUGGACAUGUGGCUUCUCCCCUCUUGUUCCAUAACCAGGUUCCUCUUUGCAGAAGGUAUAGGCACGGUGUGAGGCUAUUCCGGUUAAAUUUGCUUUAA